AUGAGGACACCUCACUACGACUCCGAUGAGUCGGGGUCUGAGCUGUCCGGCUCCUGGCUGGACAUCUCGAAAGACGAACGGUUCGAAGACGACGAGCACCUCUCCUCGACCGCUUCGGCCAUGGGCUCAAGUACUAUCAGCAACAUUUCGACUUCGGAAGUGUCAACUGAUACCGAAGGCUUCUCUCUCAGCUCAGACGAGAGCCAGCCUGAUCUCGACGACAACGACGAUGAAGACGAGGACGACGACGUCGACAGUGACAAGGAGGACGACAAAACUCCUGCAGCUAGCUUCAACAAGUUCACAUCCAGCUUCAUCUUCCCCGACCCUACCAGCAGCUUCAGUACUAUUGAGGAAACUCCUGUUCCUUCCAUCUACAAUGUGCCAUCUGAGCCCAUGUGGGAGGGUAUCAAAGAUCCGGUUCCUUCGCGGCACGCCUCGUCCGACACCGCCACCAUCAAGUCAACCUCUGCUGCCGUUAACGACAAGACGCCUGCCACCGGCCAUCCCUUUCAGGCUAGUGCUCCCGCCACUCCCUCCAGCAAGCAGCGGUACCUGACGGCGAUCGCUUCCGCCGUUGUUCUGUCCCUGCUGGUCAAGAUCGGACCGAUGGUCCUUCAGCAUAACAUCGGAGCCCUAGUCGCGAACACGUUCUCUGCUCCCGGACCUCUCGACGCCGUGCCCACCUACUCUCCUCCUGCCGCGCAAGCCCCCGAGCGCACCUCUGACGAGAGUGUCAUCGCUCGCGCCCUUGCCGCCCUGUCGGAGCAACCGAUGGAGCCGACCAAGCCCCAGGGCCGCAGCAAGACCACGAUACUUCCCUCUCUGUCCCUCAAGUCCGAGCUCUCUGUUGUCCCCGCCUCGACCUCUCUGUUCAUCAAAGAGGUCAUUGAGGAGCACUUCACCGACCCAGUAACCCUCUUGACAAGGAACGUUGCUUACCAGAUCGGUAACCUUUCUGUCUGGUCAUACGAGCUGCUCGUAGUUCUGUCGCGUGUGACGGUCGACUUCCUCGCGAAGGAGAUCCACCUGGCGCAGACCGAAAUCUCGCACGAGCUGUCCAGAAUCCGUGCAGCCGCUGAAACACUGUACGCGCGCCGAGGCGAGUUCGCCGAUCAGGUCACCUCGGCUGCCUCGCACUCUGCGCAGCAAGUGCGCGAAGCAGCCCGCCUCUCUGCCAAGCAAGCGCACGACGCCGCAAGCUACUCGUUGCAGCAGGCGAACCAUGCAGCGUCGUACUCGACCCGUAAGGCGCGCGAGGCGUACGGCUACCUGUUCCGUGUCGCAAGCCAGAACAACCGGAAGGCAGCGCGCGGCGCGCGGCGUGUCGUGCGUGAAGUGUCCCAGUCCUCGGUCCGCAAAGCAGGCUCCAAGGGUGCGCAGAAGGCGCGCUCGCAGCUCGGUUCCAGUCUCGCGGCCGGCGCGCAGCUCGCAACCAGUCUAGGUCAACAGGCAGUGCGCGGCGCGCUCUCGGUCAAGAACACGGGUAACAAGUGCAAGGACAAGCGCGGCUGUGGCUCGAACUGCGGCUGGAGCUGCUCCAAGUCCAAGUCGAAGAAGACAGUUGGCAAGUGCGGCGGCGGCGGAUCUAAGAAGUCCAAGUCGCGAUGGAGGGGCCGCAAGUCUGGCAAGUCGGCCAAGCCCGAGCGCGAGUGCGACCACGAGCGCGGGUUCUGGAAACGCGUCAGGCGCUGA
Molecule: messenger RNA, 1695 nt
Organism: Trichosporon asahii var. asahii CBS 2479
Lineage: Eukaryota; Fungi; Basidiomycota; Tremellomycetes; Trichosporonales; Trichosporonaceae
Exons: 3
Coding region: 1-1695 (564 amino acids)
Source: RefSeq, a predicted model, not a curated record